Molecule: messenger RNA, 1101 nt
Organism: Harmonia axyridis
Lineage: Eukaryota; Metazoa; Arthropoda; Insecta; Coleoptera; Coccinellidae
Product: translation initiation factor IF-2
Exons: 4
Coding region: 133-750 (205 amino acids)
Source: RefSeq, a predicted model, not a curated record
UUUAGAACCUGAUUGGUCUACCAUAAAGUGAAGGGAAAAACGAACUCAGAAUUUAUAAAUAUGACAGUGGGUUUUGCAGACAGCUUCUAGUUACUGAAUUUCGUCUGUGUUUGGAACAUCUUAUGUGUUAAAAUGAAGCUUAGCAUAGUGCUAUUUUUUGGGCUUGCGUGCUUAAUAGUGCUAUGCAGUGGAAGACCUGCAGAUGAGGGAAAUGGAGACUAUGAGGACUACGCCGAUGAACCAGCUCCACCACCACCAAAGAAAUCACCAGUGGCGUCCAGGGGGAGCCUUUUGAACAGAAGAAACCCAUUGGCUUCUAGGAACACGAAAGCCAGUUCAACUACAGCUGCUCCACCACCACCUGAGGAAGAAGAACCAGUUGAAGAAGAGGGAGAAGUUGAAGAACAACCAGCUGAACAACCAAGUUCUACAACAGAAACUUCAAAGAAAUUUAUUAAAGGAGGCGUAGUCAGACCUUUCAGAAGCAACGAUGAUCUUUUAGCUACCUUGAAAAGACGCAGAGAACAAGCUGCUCUAAACAAACACAACGCGAAAGCUGUUCACCAUGAAGCUGAGGAAAGUGCACCUUCUGAAGAAAAAGCUGCCGUACCUUCAAAGAACAAAUCGACAGGUCGAAAACGAUUCAAUUCUCCUAAAAAAGAAACAACAAAUGAAGAAACAGAAGAAGAAGCGCCAGCACCUGCAUCUUCUUCAUCAAGAUCUGGACGUAGAUUCAGCUCUAGAAGUUAGUGAAUGAAUUAGAAAUUUUGGAAAAUUGCCAGGACAACUACUUUAUUGAUGGUUAUGUUUCUAAUUGUUCGUCAGCCUCUAUUUUAUUUUUUAGCACCUUCAUGUAAAUAAAGACUAGUGUUACGUAAUGAUAUUUUUACAAUUUCUGACGAAUAUAUGAAACAUUUGAGUUUACGUUUUGCACUUGCAAUGAAGAAUAUGUAUUAUAAAAUCUCAUUUCGAAUAACUGUAUGAAAUAAGUUGUUGUUUAAAACUGUGUACUGUUAAAGAUUAAGUAUUUCUUUUAAAUUAUUGUAAUUUGGUGUGAAACUUUAUCAGAAAACAUUGUAAAUACACAAGAAAUAGACCGAA